AUGAAUAGAAAAACAACAUCAGCGAUUGACCAAGUAAUAUCGGAUUUUGAUGGGGUAUUAUAUCAUGUUUCAACACCAGAAACAAAGACAAAGAUGUUAGUUUCGACGAAAAUUGGUUGUUAUAAGAGUUUAAUGAAAUAUGAUUUACAAACGGUUCUUGAAAGAUAUUAUGGAGAAUUAAUUGUUUCUCCAGAAGAAAAAUAUGAUUUUUCACUAUAUAUUGAUCUUGAAAAGAUAUUUGAUGAUGAAAAGGAAAAGAAGGAUCUUAUUCGUUCUAUUGGCUUGCUUAAGAGAAAUAUACUUUCAGCGCCGUUUGAAAAGGCGUUUUAUUUACAACAACUUCUAGAGAAAGAACAGAAAAAUGAACAAAAGAUUAAAAAUACAGAGAAAGAAAUUAUAAAAAUACCAUAUAGAGAUGAAGAAGCUAUUUUUAUUAUUCCAUCUUCAGAUAGAGUAACAGUUAUUUUUAGUACUAUUUUUAAGGAAGAAACAGAUAUAAUUCUGGGAAAAGAAUUCGUUGAUGCACGUCGAAGACCAGCAAUUCAAAAUGCACCUCAAGUUUUUUAUUCUUAUCGUGAUCCACCUUUAGAAAUUCAAUCGUUAAGUGAUUUAAAAUUAUCUGAUAAUAUAGGCUAUGUAACAUUUGUUUUAUUUCCUCAACAUUAUACACCUCAAAAAAAAGAAAACUGUAUUUCAAAAAUUCAAUUGUUUCGAAAUAUGUUAUGUUAUCAUAUUAAGGCAUCUAAAGUACAUAUGCAUGAACGUAUGCGAGCAAGAGUAGCAGAAUUUUUAAAAGUUUUGAAUCGAGCUAAAUUAGAGAAUACAGAAAAAGAAAAAAAGACCGCAUCAGGAAGGAGUUUUAAUGUAUCUAAAUGA
This is a messenger RNA of Pneumocystis murina B123, 876 nucleotides long. RefSeq lists its product as hypothetical. The transcript is spliced from 4 exons. The record is from RefSeq and is a predicted model, not a curated record. Bases 1 to 876 code for a protein of 291 amino acids. Gene Ontology annotation, biological process: Arp2/3 complex-mediated actin nucleation; actin filament polymerization. Gene Ontology annotation, cellular component: Arp2/3 protein complex; actin cytoskeleton. Gene Ontology annotation, molecular function: structural constituent of cytoskeleton; actin filament binding. Lineage: Eukaryota; Fungi; Ascomycota; Pneumocystomycetes; Pneumocystales; Pneumocystaceae.